Molecule: messenger RNA, 5806 nt
Organism: Mobula hypostoma (lesser devil ray)
Lineage: Eukaryota; Metazoa; Chordata; Chondrichthyes; Myliobatiformes; Myliobatidae
Product: zinc finger protein 664-like
Exons: 4
Coding region: 40-1320 (426 amino acids)
Biological process (GO): regulation of transcription by RNA polymerase II
Cellular component (GO): nucleus
Molecular function (GO): DNA-binding transcription factor activity, RNA polymerase II-specific
Source: RefSeq, a predicted model, not a curated record
UGGGUUGGCGAGUCCCGGAGCAGGAGAAAACAUAAAGUCAUGGAGCAAUACAGCACAGAAGCAGGCCAUUCGGCCCAACAAAUCUAUGCUGAAUGUGGUGCUCACCCAGCUAUUCCCAGGUCUAACCCCGAGGAAAAGAAUAAAGCCAGAGUCCUGGCCAACAGACCUCGUGAGAGGGAAAUGGAUGCUGGAGAAGUGGAGAGAAUGGGCGACUGGGGGAGCUCGUGGGACACCUCAUCUGAUGCAAAGUUGUCAGGGGUGCUGAGGCCGCAGGUCGUACUGCAGAGAUUACGACUUCCACCCGGGAAACACAGGAUCACAGCAAUGAAGGGAAUUUCAAACCAAACAACGCAUCAAGGUUCUGAGUGUGGACGAGGUUUCAGCCAAGGAACCAGACAGUCGAGACACCGGAACAGUCACACAAGGGAGAAACCGUGGAAAUGUGGCGACUGUGGGAAGGGAUUCAAAUACCCAUACCUUCUGGAAAUUCAUUACCGCAGUCACACUGGGGAGAGGCCAUUUACCUGCCCUGUGUGUGGGAAAGGAUUCCCCUAUUCCUCCAACAUAUUGGACCAUCAACGCACUCACACUAGUGAGAGUCCAUUUACCUGUCCUGUGUGUGAGAAAGGAUUCACUCGGGCAGCCAGCUUGAGGAGCCAUCAAGUUGUUCACACUGGGGAGAGGCCGUACAUCUGCCCAACGUGUGGAAGAGGAUUCUUACAUGCACCCAACCUGUGGACCCACAAGCGAAUCCACACUAGAGAGAGACCAUACUUGUGUUCUGUGUGUGGGAAAGGAUUUUCUGAUUCAUCUGCCUUGAGGACCCACAGGCAUGUUCACACUGGGGAGAGGCCAUUUAUUUGCUCUGUAUGUGGGAAGGGGUUCAGUCAGACAUCAACCCUUAACAGGCACAGGCGUGUUCACACUGGAGAGAGGCCAUUUAUUUGCUCCGUAUGCGGGAAGGGGUUCAAUCAGGCCUCAAUCCUUAAGAUUCACAGGCGUGUUCACACUGGGGAGAGGCCUUUUGUCUGUCCCGUGUGUGGGAAGGGAUUCAGUCAAGCAUCGGUUCUGAAGAAACACAUGUGUGUUCACACUGGAGAGAGGUCAUUUGUCUGUCCCGUGUGUGGGAAGGCGUUCAGUCGAGCAUCAGUUCUGAAGAAACACAUGUGUGUUCACUCUAGGGAAAAGUCAUUUGUCUGCUCUGUGUGUGGGAAGGGAUUCACUACAACUAACAAACUAAGGACACACCAGCGAGUUCACUGCAAGGAGGACUCUUGCAUACCUACAGAGGAAAAGGGUUCAGUGGGUCAGGCAUCAUAAUGACACCAAGAAACCAUUUACCCACACCAAGUGUGGGUCGGAUUCAGUCAGUCAGCUGCUCUGUGGAAUCACCAAUCUGUCCACAGGUCACUGCAGGAGCUGGAUUCCCCUGUCGCUCCUGAUAAUUAUAUCCAGGGCUGGAUCCAGAUCAUUGUCCCAGUGUGAAUUGACUCUGCUGAUGUUUACAGCCAGUGUAACUGGGAUAGAUUUUAAUGUUCUUGGGUUACAAUGAGUAAAGUUCUCGAAUACAGUUUUUUUUUCUGUUUGUGGCUGCUGUUCUACUCUUAUGAAUGACAGGGAUCGUAGGAGAUGGAUGAUUCGGACAGAAGGAACGACUGUGAGAGGUUGCAAUGGGGAUCAGAGUCUCCUGGGCUGUUUGCUAAUGGGACAGUUGGAAACUGAUAGUACAAGCACAGGAAAUUAUUUCUGGUUUACAUGUUUCAAUCUUAGAUGCCUUCACUAAUAAAGAACCUAUGAACCCCUCUGUAGAAGCAUUGCUUGGGUUACAGUGGGAGAUAAGGUUUGCUUAGGAGUGUGAACCAUCCUAUCAGGAGAGGAGGCUGGGGGAGCGGUUUUGUGAUUGACACUGGUGGUGGGUCUUUGUCUCAGUUUGGCGGGAGAUGAAGAGAGAGGUCGCUGGAGGGAACCAGUCCUGGGAUUUGAUCCGGAUGGGGAACGCGAUUCGCUGGAGCCUGGGCGUGGAGGUCGGUGAAUGUGGCUUUUGGACGAUUUGAGCUCUAACCUGUGCCCAUAUGACUGUUAAGUUAUUUUCUUUCCUUUACUAAAUCUUUGGUUAAGUUAAUAUUCACAAAUAUACUUUAUAACUGUAUGCAGCGUGUGAUCUGUUAUUUCAUGCCCAGUGGCUAUUGCAGGGCAGUAAAUGAGACAACAUUCAGACAAACCAUGUGUGGGCAAGACCAAACAAUCCCGUGGAACUGGCGGGACCAGAAUCGUAUACUGUGCGUCUUAGACAAACGAAGCGGGAGAGAGGUGGGGUUAUCGCCGCGGUAUCUAGCCGCAGAGCUCUUCAGUUAUCGGGGAAAAUGCAUUCCACAGAUUCACUACUCUGGCAGAAGUUGUUCCUCCUAAUCUCUGUUCUAACUGGACAUCCUUGUUUUCUGAGGCUGUGCCCUGUGGUCCUCGACUCUCCCAAUACUGAAAACAUUCUAUCUAUGUCCGGUCUCUCCAGGCGUUUCAACAUUCACCGGGUCUCUGUUAUGUACGUGUGUUACGACCGAAUAAGAGAAUGGCUGGAGUCGCUUAACACUUUCGUGAAAGUGUGUUUAUUCGGUGCGUCAUUGUUUUUUAAAUGUUACAAAAAAUAGUGAAAAUAGAGAGCAGAAAACUCACUGUUUAUAAAAGGGUUUCUACCAGAAAACACCACUACAGCUAUGUACUAUUUCAGUGUGAAUUCCUGUCAGCUUGAUCGCUCUCUCCCUGCUGAGAGCGAUCCUCCGCGUUUUGUGGGUAUCUGGACAGACAAUCUUUAAUUACCCAUGCAAUUAACUUAAGAGUACACAUGAAUCAAACUAUGAUGCGCUGCACAAUGUUGUUACAAUCAUAUUAGAAAAUAAAGAGAAUAAUCUAGCUUAAAUACAGUUUAGUAACAAUAUAUGCACAUUUGCACAUCCCCGUUAGUAAGGAGAUAGAAUGUUUCACUGUGCAAGGCGGGAGAAGCAGCACAAAGACAACCCAUUAUGAGAAUACACCGGCUAAGAAUUUGAAGUGCGCACACUCAGCGUAACAUCAGCAGAAAGACAAGCCAACAUUUGUGUGUGUGUGUGUGUGUUUGUGUGUGUGUGAGUGAGUGUGAGUGAGUGUGUGUGAGUGUGUGUGAGUGUGUGUGUGUGAGUGAGUGUGUCUGUGUGUGAAUGAGUGUGUGUGUGUCUGUGUGCGUGUGUGUGUGAGAGUGUGAGUGUGAGUGAGUGUGUGUGUGUGAAUGAGUGUGUGUGUGAGUGUGUGUGUGUCUGUGUGUGUGAGUGUGUGUGUCUGUGAGUGAGUGUGUGUUUGUGUGUGUGUGUGAGUGAGUGUGUGUUUGUGUGUGUGUCUGUGUGUGAGUGAGUGUGUGUUUGUGUGUGUCUGUGUGAGUGUGUGUGUGAGUGUGUGUGUGUCUGUGUGUGAGUGAGUGUGUGUGUGUGUGUGAGUGUGAGUGAGUGUGUGUUUGUGUGUGUGUGUGUGAGAGUGAGUAUGUAUAUGUGUGUGUGUGUGUGUGUGUCUGUGUGUGAAUGAGUGUGUGUGUGAGUGUGUGAGUGUGAGUGUGUGUGUGAGUGUCUGUGUGUGAGUGAGUGUGUGUGUCUGUGUGUGAGUGUGUGUGUGAGUGUGUGUGUGUGUCUGUGUGUGAAUGAGUGUGUGUGUGUGUGUGUCUGUGUGUGAGUGAGUGUGUGUGUGUGUGUGUGAGUGAGUAUGAGUGUGAGUGAGUGUGUGUUUGUGUGUGUGUCUGUGUUAAUGCACGGUGCGGUGACUGAGAGCUCUGCAUUACUGUACCACUCCUCUCCUGCGGUGACGAUGUUCAGCAGCCGAGCAGAUGGUCUGCAGCAACAUUUCCUUUCCCUGCUUGAUUAUGGGCCCAGAAUAUGAAAGGUUGGAGCUCCGUGUACCACCGUGUCACUCACUGCUUUGUGGUUCUUCAUCUUCUGAAACCAUGUCAAUGCUCUGUGAUCUGACGAGGUGUCAAAGUCUCUGCCAGGGAGGUAGCACCAGAGGGCCACAAGCUCACUGAAUGGCCACACACUCCUUUUCAAUGGUAAAAUUCCUGUUUCUCUCGGGAGGUCGGGAGGAGUUUUUAUCUCUGGUGGACAGGUCACUUUUCUCCAGGUUCUCCUCGUAGCAACACUGCUCCAAUUCCUACUCCUACUCCAGGCAUCCACCUGGAAAAGGAACCACCUGUUAAUGUCUGGCCUCUGAAGAACACGUGAGAGCUUUAAGGGCUUUAAAGGCGUUUUGACACUGACUUGUCCACUUCACUUGGUUACUCACAAGCUUCCCCGUCAGAUUAGUCAGCCGUGCAGCCGAAUUGGCGAAUUGGGGAAUGAACCUGUGGCUGCACCCUACCAGACCCAGGAAGGACUUCACUUCCUUCUUGGUGUGUGGUCCACUUCGUCCACCUCUCCAAGUCACAGCUGAUAGCCAAACUAUGCGGUUUCCCUUUCUAGCCACUCACACUUUUGAAGAUUGAGGGUGAGACUGGCAGCAUGAAUAUCUCCCAGGGCCCUGCGCAGAUGAUGCAGAUGCCCUGAACAUGCCUGGCUGUGGACAACCAGAUCAUUUAGGUUGGCCACUGCAACCUUCACGGCCUUGAAGUACCUGGUCCAUCAGCCCCUGCAACAUUGCUGGUGCACCAGGAAGAUCAAAAGGCGUCACUGUGAACCAGACCCAUGGGUGUAGGGAAGGUAGCGAGGGGCUUUGAUUGAUGACCCAGAGGAACCUGCCAGUAUCCUUUACCAAUGUCCAGUGUAAUAAUGCCCAUCCCAUCCUUUCCAGUAGGUCAUCAAUACAGGGCAUAGGUGAGCAUCAAAACAAGAAAUAGCAUUCAAAUUCCAGAGAUCAAUACAUACCCUCAGGCUGCUAUCCGUCCUGGGGACAAUAAUGAUAGGGCUGCUCCACUCACUGUUUGAAGGCUCGAUCACUCCCUGCUCAGGCAUGUUCCGAACAGCAUCCAUCAGCGCCCCCACAAGUCACCUUGGCAAUCUGUAGCAGUGUUGGGCUACUGAAGGCCUCUCAGGUCUGGUCUUGAUGGAAUAUUUUAGAACCUUUGACAGUCCUGGUCUCUGCUGGAACAACUGGUGAAAGUCAUCAAACACCCUCCAACUCAACUGCUUAGCGGCCAUCGAGAUGGCAGAGGUCAAACACCCCAGGGCCCUUCCAGGCUUCCAGGACCCCUUCAGAUUUGUCAUCAAUGGGUACAUCAUCUGUACAAGAAUCAACGGAGGCUGGAGAACCAGCAUAUUUCUCACAGCGCCAUUGCCAGUGUGACUUUCUAGGCGUUUUGGAUCCCACCUUGCACAGACCAGCACCCAAAUCAGGUGGAAAUUGUAACUCAGCCAUUGCUUUGGUUUUAGCACGAGUCCCGACAAAAUAUGAAACAGCACAAUCUGCUGCUGGGUUAACAAGUGAAAGUGACUGCCGAUUUCCCUUCUCCAGUAACUCAUGUAAGACAGGCAAAUCUCUCCCCAGAAUCAUGUCAACUAGAAGUUUCUCCAUCACCACCACUUUCAUCAAAUACCUGUGGUCAUCCAGUUCAAUAGUGAGUUCUUCAAGUGGCUCCAACUUUCAGUCACCAUGAAGACAUUGGACAGGUAUUUGGUGACUGUGUCAACAUCAAAAGCAGAGACGGGACUUUUCUUAAUAAAUGAUAAUGAGCUACCAGUCUCAAAAAGAGCUUGAAAACAGUUUCCAUUAGCUUUAACUACUCUAAACAUGGACUCGUUCUCCUCACAUUACCAUACUCACAAUCAUUACAGUCACCAUCACCAUCAUCACCCUCUCA